Messenger RNA from Acytostelium subglobosum LB1, 307 nucleotides. RefSeq lists its product as hypothetical. The annotation marks the transcript as partial. NCBI's taxonomy places the organism in Eukaryota, Evosea, Eumycetozoa, Acytosteliales, Acytosteliaceae. The record is from RefSeq and is a predicted model, not a curated record. The transcript has a single exon. Gene Ontology annotation, cellular component: SAGA-type complex.
AUGGGAAAGUCAAAUAAUGAUACCCAUCACAAGGGUAAAGAAAGAGAUAGAGAUAGAGAGAAGGAUAAAGAUAAAGAUAAAGAUAAGGAUAAGGAUAAAGAUAGAAAUAGGGAUUCAUCAUAUCCUCCACCAAUAGGUGGUCAAUCAAUGGAUCGUAUAGAUCUAAUGCCAUUGAAGAAACAACUAAGUACAGCAUUGAGUGAUAAGAUCGAUCUAUAUUGGGACUACAUCAAGAAGUUCCUCCAAGGCAAGCUGUCAAAGCGUGAACUCGACUACUUUGUAACCAACUACCUCACCGAAUCAAACC